GUCUUGUUCAAGUCAUCCACAUGCCUUUUGUGGCUAUUUGAUUUCCAAAUCCCAAUUCCCAGGUGCCAUUUUCAAGGGGAAAAAAAAAUGAUCAAAGCACUUAUUUUUCUGCUCCAGCUCGCCUUCAUCUUUAUCCUCUCAGAAGCCAAAUCUUCCGGCUUGCAGCCCCAAGCUGCCAAAUCCUUCAACAUAAGCUAUCUCCAGAGUGCAACAAGCUGUUCUUACACGGUUGUUAUCACAACAAGCUGUUCCUCACCGAGAAACACGCGAGACCAGAUCAGUAUUUCUUUUGGUGACGCUUACGGCAAUCAGGUUUAUGCACCAAGGCUGGAUGAUCCAUCUUCGAGGGCCUUUGAACGAUGUUCAUCAGAUACGUUUCAGAUAUAUGGACCGUGCGCCUACCAGAUCUGUUAUGUGUAUCUUUAUCGUACUGGACCAGAUGGUUGGAAGCCUGAAGGUGUGAAAAUCUAUGGCUAUAAUACUAGAGCUGUUACCUUUACCUACAACACCUAUAUCCCCAGUGAUAUUUGGUAUGGAUUUAAUUUGUGCCAGAAUACUUCUUCUUCUCAUCAACUCUCUAGCUGGAAGUGGUUCAUGUAUGUAAUAAUAGGGCUUCUAUUCUUAGUGCUCUAAUUUCAACUUGUAUUUACCUUUUGCUCUUGAAUUUACUCAUGGUACUUUUCCUGGUAAGGUAUGUAAUGUUUACUCAUUAUCAAUGAUAGUAAAGAGAAUACUAGAGUCCUUACUGUUUGUGAUAUUU
This is a messenger RNA of Corylus avellana, 760 nucleotides long. Its product is annotated as Embryo-specific protein 3, (ATS3). Lineage: Eukaryota; Viridiplantae; Streptophyta; Magnoliopsida; Fagales; Betulaceae. Gene Ontology annotation, molecular function: protein binding. The record is from RefSeq and is a predicted model, not a curated record.